Acanthopagrus latus (yellowfin seabream) is the source of this 2027-nucleotide messenger RNA. RefSeq lists its product as uncharacterized. The transcript has 10 exons. Bases 131 to 1918 code for a protein of 595 amino acids. Lineage: Eukaryota; Metazoa; Chordata; Actinopteri; Spariformes; Sparidae. The record is from RefSeq and is a predicted model, not a curated record.
GAGUUACAUGCGAGGCGCACGCCACUGUCGCAAACUUUCAGGUCAGUCAACGCACGCUGAGCUGAGACACCGACCACGCUCCACCGUCAUCUCAGAGAUUUUCAUAAGCUGAUGAUCAAAACCCAACCAGAUGGUGACACUCGAUGUGUUAAUAAUAGGGGGAGGCCCUCAUGCCUUGACCCUCGCUACCUUGCUAUCCAACCCUGACCCUGUUCCAAACUCGGACCCCCUCUCCCCCUCCUGCUCGGACCCUCUGGGGCUUCAGGCGGACCCGCAAACAUCCAACAGCAAACGCUGCAGGGGCAGGAGGAAGAGGAGGGCAACAACUGGCGUGACACUGGAGGAGCAACUAACACACUCAAUGACAUCAGAGAGGGUUGUUUGCCCCCCGCUGAGUCUCCAAGUGGUAGACUCCUACGGAGAGUGGACCUCUCUGUGGGAGAGCCAGUUCACAGCUCUGAACAUCCCUCACCUGCGCUCACACACACUGGUGCACACAGACCCUCUCAAUAAGAAAGCUCUGCAGGAGUUUGCUUUAAAGUAUAAUCGCUCAGCCGAACUGCACAGUCUUCCAGACCAGGUCUACAUUCUGGACGACAAUGCAUUUUUUAACGACACGAGGCUCGGCAAGAAGGAGAGGAAACGGCUCAACGUCUCGUCAACACUCAAGAAGAGUUUAUCCUUCAGUCUGCCAGGAACCAAACUAAGUGUGGAUUUCUUUAAAGAGCAGGUGGAGAGAUACAGCUUGGACAGAGUGCUGGUGAAGGGAACGGUGGAGCAUGUCACACCUGUGAUGGAAGAAGAAAAUGACUGGACACAGGAGCAGGAAGCAAAGGAUGAACUGAGAGUGACUGAAAGGAACGGAGACGGUUCGAGAAAGAGAGUGAAAUAUUUUCAAGUCCAACUUCGGGAGGGCCUCGUCCUGAAAGCCCGUCAGGUCGUUAUGGCAACAGGUCCAACGCGUGCCCAGAUGGCGAACAUCCCUUCAUGGGUGAAAAGUAUUGGAGAGAGCUACCCAGAGGAGCGUCUGCAGCACACGGUGCGCUUGAUGCACUGCCUGACAACUGCUCGGCAGCAACUUCAAGACUGUCAGAGAGAGAGUGAGACAUUUUUAACUCAAGAGCUGUGUGUAGUGUGUGAGGCAGGGCAGAGAGUAAUGGUAGUUGGUGGAGGUCUGACCAGCGCUCAUGUCGUCUCCAUCGCCCUGCAGCAAGGUGCCAGCCAUGUGACAUGGGUCAUGAGGAAGCACCUGCAGUUGAAACAGUUUGACGUGGGUGACGUGGAGAGCCUGGUGGGUCGGUACUCCCAUGUGGAGCACGGCAUCAAGAUGGACGGCCAAGCGUACCUGCGACAGUUCUAUAACGAGCGGAGUCUCCACAAACGGCUGGCUAUGAUCCGCCAGGCGAGGAAAGGAGGGGCCGUCACCCCAGAGGCCUACAUCCACCUGCAGCCGUUCAUCCUGAGCGGACAGGUGGACGUCAAGACUUACUGUGAGGUGAGUGAAGCCAGAUGGUGCUACAGGAGCCAAGCCUGGAGUCUGUCCCUCAGCACAGGAGAGCGCUGGACAGGAGACAUGAUUUGGCUCGCAACCGGCUGCAAACUUGAUGUCAGACAAGACCCGCUGCUUUCUGAGGUGAUGAGGGAAUUCCCCAUUCAGGUGAUGGAUGGUUGGCCGUGCAUCUCAGAAAGCUUACAGUGGGCAGAAGGGUGCCCGCUCUACCUCAUGGGGCAGUACACCGCUCUCCAGGUUGGACCUCACGCAGUCAACCUGGCUGGCGGGCAGGCUGCCAGUAUGCGAAUCGCCAAGAACAUCAAACUCCGUCAACGACAGGAUGAUGCAGAGUGUUCAGAGCUGUGUGCGGAGAAAUCUAAAACUGAGGAAUAUAUUCAACACAUGCGGGGCCUGCUAUGGCUUUAACUCCAGCAUACUUUUUUUUAGUAUUUAGUGGAUAUGCAAUAAAAAGUCAAAUUAAAUGUGUCACAUUAUUUUUGGGGACCAAACAUAUUCACAAAAUGCAAAAUAAAAA